This is a messenger RNA of Anoplophora glabripennis (Asian longhorned beetle), 6892 nucleotides long. RefSeq names its product centrosome-associated protein 350. The record is from RefSeq and is a predicted model, not a curated record. Gene Ontology annotation, cellular component: centrosome. Gene Ontology annotation, biological process: microtubule anchoring. Gene Ontology annotation, molecular function: microtubule binding. The coding region runs from base 185 to 6778 and encodes 2197 amino acids. NCBI's taxonomy places the organism in Eukaryota, Metazoa, Arthropoda, Insecta, Coleoptera, Cerambycidae. The transcript has 11 exons.
GUAUUUAUAGCUUUAGUAGAAUUUCUGUGAUAAAACUAAUAAAUGUGUAUAAAGUGUUUAAAUUGGUCUUAUGUGUAACUCGAGCAAUAAAAUUUAAAGGUUUUUAGUGAUGUGAUAUGUCGACUUGUACUUUUUUUUAAUAUAUUUAGUGACACCAAACAUUGCAACAUUGCACUGACUAAAAAUGGAUAUCACUUCAAAAAAGUCAGAUAUUAGUAAGAGGAUAUUGGAAACUAGAAAACAGACUGAAGAAUUAAAAGCACAGUUGCAGAAUCUGAUAGACUCUGGAAUUAAUUCCUCAUUAGAAUAUAAGACUACAGUUCAUUCCCAUCUGGAUAAAGAAAAUAUUACAGAAUCCCAGAAUAAAGUACAAAUUAUCAAAUCAUAUGAUACUAAACAUUCCCAGCAUAUAACGAAACCAAGUUCCUCUAGAACAAAUUUACCUGAAAGUUUUCAAAACAUAAAACCUGAAAAUAAAGAGAGAAAAGCAAGAAACUACGAUGUGAAUAAAGCCCGUGAAUACAUAAAGAAGCAACGAGAGAAACGCCUAGAGCAGCAGAAGAUUCAGGAUGAACAAAAAAAGAAGGUGGAACUUCAGAAACAAAAACUUCAAGAGCUUCAUAAAAAAUCAUUGGAAUUAGUUACAAAAAAUGUGCAGGCUAAAAAGGAAAAAUGUAAAUCACAUGAACGUAUCGAUUUGGUAAGACCAGUAAAAGAUAUCCCGCGAAGCAGAUCUUUAUCACGGGAAAAAGGUUAUGUUAAUAGAAAUACACCAGGUUUAAAAGAUGACCAUGGUAGAAAAGGAAAAUCAGUAGAACGGGUAAACAAAAUACCACUGGAGAACUUACGGCCUAUAGAUACUAAUUUAUUAUAUCCUCCGACUCAAGAACACAAUACAUCAAGUAAAAAUUCACCUGGGACUUGUAAUAAAAUAGUAAUUUUAAGUGGUAAUAAUACCGGCAAAAAAAUAGGAACUCCAAAAUUAGAUCUUAAAAAUGAGGCAAAAUUAUUAAAACCUAAAAAUUUAUUUAACACUCCAAAAGAUACUAAUACAUUGCACCCUCCACCACAGGACUAUGAAUUAAAUAGUCGAAUGCAGAUAAACAAUUUAAAUGAGGACGAGAAAAUUGGUGAAGCAAAUAUAAAUUUAUCUCGUAGUUUUCGUAUAACUAAAAAUGUAAGUGAUAAUACAGGAACAAAAGUGGAAUCAAGAAAACGAAAUUCUUUAGAGCCGAAAGAUACCGAAGUAUCACUUACGACAAAUGGUAAGUCGCCGUUAGAAGAUGAGUUAAAUAAAAAUGUUUCUAUUAAUAACAUACUUGAAUAUAAAAAUACUCAGAAUAAGAACAGUCUAAAUAUAAAUUUUACAAAAGAAACUCAAACAAACAGUGAACCAAAGCGGGAGUUCCCCUCCUGGCUUCAAGAGAAAAAAUACGAUUCUAGUCCUUUAAAUUUUAUAAACACCGUUAAAAGAAAAUUACAAUACACCAUAAACUCCCCUAUGACAUACGUAGAUGUCGGGGUUCAAAGUUCUUUAGCGCAACAAAAUUUUAAACCAGACACUCCACAGAAUAUCGGGAACAAAAAACAAAUUUUAGAGAUUUUGCAACGCAGUGCAAAAUCUAGUAAGAAAUCAGAUCUUAAAUCGUUCAUAUCUCACAAAUGCCUUAAUUUGAAUCAAAAAAGUAUUCAAAACCUCGAUCUCAUCCCAAAGGAUUUUAGUGGCAAGAAUUUAACAAUAUCAAGAAAUACGGAAACGGAGAGCGAAUCUGACACAUCAAAAAAUAUCCCUGAAAUUUCUAGCGAGAGUGGAACUUCAAUAAAAAAGGACGCUGAAUCCGUUAAACAAAAUGGUAGUAUUGGAUUAGACGCAGAAAGAUUAAGUUCCUUGAAGCUUACGGCUCACAAUAUGGAUAAAGAUACACACACUAUUCACUUGGAAGCAUCACGAACAGAAGCGACACCAGCUGUAACAAACGGUGGGUCAACAGUUCACAUAAACUUUGACGAUGUAGUGGAUACAAAUACUCACACAAAGAGAUCCAUAUAUGAAAACGAUCAAUAUAUGUCAGAUUUUCAAUCGAGUAGUCGUUCUAUAAGUCCCCGAAGUAGUUUAACACGAAAUAAAACAACCGUGGAUUCAAAAAUUGCAGAUUACCAAAAUUUAAUGGAUCCGCAAAUUAUGCUUUACUCUGAAAAACAUUCCAAUAACAUUCCUAAAAGUUCAGAAAGACAUUCCAAGAAUACUACAACGGAUAUUAAGAUAAAUGGAGAAAGUGAAAGAUCUAGAAAUAUUACAGUAAGGAAUAAUAGUAUCGGGAGAAGUAUAUCUCGCGUUACUUCAAUUGAAAGUGAUGGUUUGACGAAUAGAAAAAUGACGUCAAGUGAUAAAUCGAUUGAGACGGAAAUGCAAGGAGGUGAAAAUAAAUUUGAAGAGUCUGAACACAGCGAACCCUUAACCAGUGUUGGAAGUUCAAAAAAGUCCGAUAAAUACAAGUCUCUCUAUUCAGAUUUUCAUCCGUCUGCGACUAUUAGCGAAAUGUUGACGAAAUCCGAUUCUAAUCUACAAAGUAUCAAUACCCGAAGGGGGUCCGAUGUUGCUGCAGCAAAUAGUAUACCACCUUUAAAAGAACCAACGCUGUCGCUGGUAGCCAACGAAAAAAGUAAAGUGAAAGUGGACAAAAGCAGACUGUUGAAGAAUAUUUCUUUACAGUCCGCAGAAUUUGACGAUCAGAAUAAUAGAAAUGAAAUCCACUUGAAAUUUGAAGCGGAAAUUCACCUUUUAAACGACUUUAACGAAUCCCUGCGCCAGUUCUCGGAGGUAGAAAAGGCUUUUAACUCUUUGAAAUCGAAAAACGAUGCCGCCGCACCAACCAACAAGAUUCUCCAGAAUCAAGACACUCAAACUUCCAUCGUAACGAAAUCUCCUGCGCCCUCUACUAAGGCGAAGGAAAACGGCGUUUCCGAUGACAAAAGCGAGCUGUCUUCCAUAAAUUUCUCCAGGGGUUUUCUGGUUAACGGCGAUUCGAGCAGUUUGAAUGUCGAUACCACCGUUUCCAAGCUGGACGAUACAAACAACGCUGAAGAAUUUUUAAAUAUGAAUAUCAACAACGAUUUAUCUAAUUUCGAAAAUGUGCAGUCGCAUAAUUUUGCCGGCAUGACACUUAGAAUGUUUGAACAACUUAUUAAAGACGAGGACGUUCGGUUAGAAAACUUAAAGACGAUCUUGAAAAUCAGAGAACAAGCCUUGUUGGAUAGAACGAAGGGGGAAUUGGCGUGGCUGGAGAUACAAAGAAAGCAUUUGAGAGAGACGGGAAAAUUACACGAAGCGUCUCUAAUCAAAAAGAAACAGAGGGGCAUUUUAGUGAACCACCAGAAAGAGAGACAUGAGAUGCAAAGGCUGAAACAAAUGCAAAAGGCAGCUUCGAUAGAGAGGAAAAUAAUUUUGAAAGAACAGAGAAAUUUAAUAAAACAUCAAUUAUCGACUGAUAAGAUGCUCUCGAAGAUAAAAGUGAAUACGCCGCGAGAGCGUAGGCUCUCUGGUCCUUUGAAGGUCAUUCAAAGCCAUACAGAGUCGAUAAGGUCGGAGACGUCGUUCUCAAGAAGGAGCUCCAGCGAGAAGGAGAAGGAAACGUACAGCGUGAUAUCGCACGCCCAGUCCAUCGUGAGCAUGGUGUCUGAAAUAUCGGGCGAGGAGGCAGUGCAGAAGGACAGGGCGCCUAGGGCGGAAUCGACGGAUCUGGCCAUAAAACUGCCCAGCGAGGCGUGCGGCGUUCCCAUAUCUCAAAUGAAAAGGACCCUCUUGUUGCGGGAGGCGGCCCUGCAGAAACGGAGGAGGGCCGCGCUGGAACUGCUGCAAUGGCACAGAAAGCUACUAGAAGAAGAAAAGCGGAUAACAGAAUUGGAGUCCACCGCGAACACCAUCAUUUCCCAAAUACCUAGUAACGCCCCGGACAUCGCCGAAAAGUACCACUUCAAAGGCAAGCAGCUCAAUCAGUUGUGGUUCAACCUGACGGGGUGCGACGAGAGGAAAUUCAGCGAGCACAAGAUCUACCCGAUGUCGCAGAUAGCGUUGGAACGGUUCUGCAAGAGCGCCAGGGACUACUCGACGAAAACGAAGCCGGCCAGCGACAGCGUUAGUGAAUACAGUGUAGGUAGUAUAAGUGAUAACAUUCCAGUCGUCCACGUCGCCAGUACCAGGCCGGAAUCGGAGACGUCACGGCGUAGUUCGAAUAAAAACGAAUUUGAGUACGCCUCCGAUUUCGACAUCGAGUCGCUCCGGGACAUCGUCAACGCCGGGGACAUGGACGAAAGCAUAAACGAGUUGAUCGACAACUUCAGCAAGAUCCAGGAGGACAUAUCUUCGCUCAGUAUUAAGCAGUCGCUGAAGUCGGACGCGGAUCUGGAGCCCGACGAAUCGGUCAGAUCCGAGAGGACCGACUCGGAGGUAGAAAUUUCCGUUAUCGAAACGGCGAAAACUUCGAGGGAAAAAUCUUUGAUAGAAACAGAUCCCAAACUGAUAGAAAAUAAGGAAGUAAAAAAAGGUUCCGAAUUGUCCGGGUCAAAAUCCUCCGAAGAGAAAAUCGAUACCGAAACGCCGGAAUCGGAGGUUGAAGAAACCAAAGAAGGUAAAUACGAUAAAGUGGUUGAAGAAGACGCUUUGAACGUCGAAGGAAAAAAUAUCUUAAACACGUCCAAGGAGAUCCUCGAAGAACUUAGCCGUCUAGAAAGUCAUGCCGACGAUGAUAUAUCUCCCGACGGAUCUGCGUUCGAAGACAUCCAGAUCGUCGAUAAAGCGAAGGACAAUCUGAGUAAAAGCGAGGAAAUUUUAUCAAGGUUGAGCCAGUCAGGGGACGAACACAGUAUUAUUGCUUUUAGGGAUGACGCGCCUUUAGAAAGCGAAGCAAAAAUUUCUUCAGAUGCAAACGGUACGGUUGAACCGGAAGGUAUUUUCUUAAAUCUGCAACCUCUUGAGGUACGAGCGACCGAUAACGUUUCUUCCGCUCAAGAAACGGAAGAUAGAAGCAGUUUCGAUAUCGAUACGUCGGAAAAUAUUCCUAUCAGCGAAAAAUCACGUAUAACGGAAGACAGGAUAGAUACUCAAAGCAAAGCCGAAGAAGACGUAGUAUUAAACGGGGAAAAAAUUGAUCUCAAUUCAGGAAUUAUUUCUGAACAACGAAUUGAAACCGAAGGGUCUUCCGAAACAAAAGACGCUUUGGCGAAAAUUUCACAGCAAGGAGCUCCUAGUGAAAUCGGUGAAAAUUCCAAUAAAACGAUUUCCGAUACAGACUUGCUGCAAGACGUAACAUCGAAAAUAGAGAAAAAGUCGUCACGUUCGAUCUCAACGGAGGAAAUUUCGGCAGUUUUAGAAAGUCGCAAAGAAACAGACGCAGAAAGCGACAGUCAUACAACGACAACAUCGGAAGGAACAGUAACUGAGAAAUCGUCCAUUAAAGAUAUCGAAUUAAUAAUUACGGAAGAUUCUAAAGAGGGCGUAGAACACAAUAGCGGAUCUCCGUCCGAAACGCCUUCCUCCGAAGAAAUUUCCUUGGAAAAGUCUCUCGUCGAACCCGAUAAGCCAGACGAGCGCCUCGCAAAAGAAAAAAUCGAAGACGUUUCCGAUACCGUCCCUUCGGCGAUCGAAGACACGGAUAAAUCGCGUACGACUCCGGUUCCCGAAAAUUCCGCGACCCUUCCAAGCAAAGAGGACAUCAAUUCUUUCGAAGAGAAGGAGCUGGAUUCCUUGUCUUCGUCCACGACGGGUUCUCAGACCGGCGCGCUCAGCGAAAGGGAGGAGAAUCGGUUUUCGGAGAGGUCGACGAGCGGCUCGUCCGAAGAGAAGUUGGCGAGAAGCGGGGCGGUCGAUGUGAAAAAACGUGUGUCCGAAAUAAUGGCCGACGCGAAUCAGGCUUCGAGGGGCGACAAGAGCCCCAAAUUGCAGGAUUUCUAUACCACGACGUACGACUUGGUGUCUCCGACGAAUUCCCCCGAAUUAGGGUCUCCGACGGAAGAGCAUAAAUACAUGACGGCAAAGAGUAUAUUCGGCACGGAAGCCGAAGAAUUAUUAAGAAAACAACUGGCCAUCGAACAAGAGAUCAAACAAAUAACGGAACAACAACAGAAAGAACAACUACCGUAUCUAUUCGUCAGGGAGAUACCGAACAAGCCGCCUCCGCCGUACACCCCACCGUCAUCCGUCCCUGCCACCAACGCAAUUACGAUAGUCCCCACCAGCGAAGAAAUAGAAAACAUCGCGAAAUACUCCGCCAAAAUCCUGCACAAGGCCCAUCUGUCCAACAACUUGGACAACAUUUCAAUAUCGGAAAACACCCUGAGUCUCAUUUCUAAGGAUAUCACCAAGGAGUGUUAUAAGUUCGUGUUCGAUCUGUGCAAGGAAAUCGCCAAAGAGCAUUACAAACAGUUCGAGACAGAAGAAGGCCCCGCUUGGCUGCGGGUGAAGAAGAACGCCAGAUUGGCGGUUGUAAGGCCGUUGGAUGUAAUCGGUUUAGAGAAGCACAUGAACAAAAAACUUCAGGAGUUGUUCGGAUACGAGAAGCCGGUGCGACACGAAAACGCGAUAAUCAAAUGGAGUCGUAAGAAAAGGGACCACGUGGAUGAAAUUUUGGUGAUGGAAUCUCAGGCGGAGGAAACUCAGUGGACGAAUUACGAUAAAGAUGAAUUGCUUGUUAUUAAUGAAGUUACGAAUGAGAUUAUGAAUAUGCUGCUCAAGGAAACCGGUGAAAUUUUUAGUAAAAUUUUAUCUAAACAGACUCUUUAAUAAUCUAGUUUUAUUUAUUUGUACUGCUAAUUUCCCGUUAUUAGUAUUGUUUGUAAGUAUUAUUUUAACUGCCAUAUUUGUUCUAUAAUUUCAAUAAAAGGAUUUUAUAUUGUU